AUGUUAGCUAUUUCCCAGGAGCAGUCAACAUACUGUGACAGCCUAGGUCGUUGCUUUUCAUCGUAUACCAACGAAGGCGGCAUUACUUUUGGUAUUGCUGUCCCUGAGGGUACCUCCGUGGGCCAGCCUUACGAUGCCAUCGUUCAAAUUACGGCUCCCAUCGCGGUGGGCUGGGCUGGACUGGCAUGGGGAGGAUCCAUGACCUACAAUCCUCUCACCAUUGUAUGGAUGAACGGGAACGAAGUCACCGUUUCUUCACGCAUGGCCUUUGGUUACUUCACGCCACCCCCGUACGAGGACGCCGAGUACACUGUCCUUCCAGGCACUGUUGUCAACAACACUCAUUACUCUGUCACCGCUCUUUGCAAAGGCUGCACUUACUUUGCGCCCUUCGGCAAUGAUCCAACUGCCCUGGAUCCCAACGGAGAAAAUUACCUUGCCUUUGCGUACUCGGGUGUUCCAGUCGACGACCCUUCAUCCAACGAGACCACUUUUGGGAUUCACGAGCGAACGGGACACUGGUAUCAUGACUUCAGGCCGGCGCAAGCUGCUGACUUCGACGAGUGGGCAAGCGGCAGCAGCGGGAGUGAGCCACCUGUUGGCACUACGACUGUGACGACUCUAGCGACAGCAACUUCAACCACCACGGUCCACAGUACAACCACCCUUCAGACUACAGUCACCAGAACCGGAGUCUCUCCCAGUAGUGCAGCAUCAGCUGUCUCAUCUUCUUCACGUGCCACGGUAACAUCGUCUAUCGUGUCCAGAGAGCCCGCGCUCCCUGUUCCCAAUUCUUGUGCCGGUGUGAGCGCCUUCAGGUUCGGGUUCCAGACCGCCAGCGGAUGGAGAGCUGUCAAGCUCGCCGGUUCUCUUUCUGGUCCUCGUGGCGUUGCGGUGGACUCACAGGGCAACCUUCUCGUGGUUCAAUCUGGAAGAGGUGUCACAGUUCAUACUUUCGGCAGUGACGGCUGCAUCUCGUCAUCCAAAACCUUGAUCAACAACCCGUCUCUCAAUCAUGGAAUCGGCUUCACGCCAGACGGGAAGACUCUCUAUGUCAGCUCCAUGACUACCGCCUGGUCGUUCACGUACGACGCCCAAUCGCAGACAGCAGGUGGGCAGACCGUGGUAGUAAAGGGCAUGCAGCAGGGCGGACACCCGACGAGGGCGCUUCUUAUCCCCCCGGCCACGCCACACUUGCUUGUAAUUCAGCAAGGCUCCUACAGCAAUUUCGACUAUGAAUCACUUAACAAAGGCGUUGCGCGGGCCGUUGUCAAGGUGUUUGACUUGCGCAGUGUACCCUCCGGAGGCUACACAUACAACACUCAGGGGUGGUUCCUUGGCUGGGGUCUCCGCAACGAGGUGGCCCUCGCCGCCGACGGAAACAACAUGAUCUGGGGUGUGGAAAACAGUGGAGAUGACUUCGCUCGCACAGUGAAUGGCAGGAGCUACGACAUUCACAAUGACAACCCUGCAGAGGAGCUGAACUUCCUUGGCGACCCUUCCAAGCCAAAUGAAGACUGGUACGGUUACCCAACCUGCUUCACUGUUUGGGAGCCCUCCGUUAUUACGGAUAAGUCAUUCAAGGUCGGCCAACAAUUUGUCGUUGCGCCGAACAGCACCUUCAACGAUGACACCUGCACGUCUCGUUCCAUCGCGCCUCGACUUUCGAUACAAGCCCACAGUGCGCCCAUUGGGUCCGUCUUUGACCAAACUUUCCAGAACCUAUACGUCACGCUACACGGGUCUUGGAAUAGGUCCCCUGCAACGGGAUUCAAGGUGUCUGUUGUCCCAUUCACAAAGCUCUCAAAUGGUCAAUAUGAUCCCGUAGCGGCUCCAGACUCAAAGAAUGGCUACAGUGAUAUCUUCUGGAGCACGAAUGUGGGCAGCUGUACUGGAGCGACGUGUUUUAGGCCGUCUGGUAUCACUUGGGACCGUGAGUUUUCGAGGUUGUUCGUUGCUAGCGAUAACACCCAAGAGGGGGAGCUGUUCAUGUUGGUUAAAUCAUAG
Molecule: messenger RNA, 2007 nt
Organism: Colletotrichum aenigma
Lineage: Eukaryota; Fungi; Ascomycota; Sordariomycetes; Glomerellales; Glomerellaceae
Gene: CDH-1-4
Product: Cellobiose dehydrogenase
Exons: 4
Coding region: 1-2007 (668 amino acids)
Source: RefSeq, a predicted model, not a curated record